AUGGAGACGCCCCAGAUUGCCUCGAUGCACAGCUUCCAAGUCCCAGCCCAGCCAGUGCCGAAGACACAGUCCUAUCCUCAAACUCCACCUCAACAAUCUGACUCGACCGAUCGCGCAAGAGCAUACAAGUCGCGCAAUAAGCGGCCGUGCGAUUUCUGCAGAUACAAGAAAGCAGCAUGCCACCUCGAAAGCCAGCCGCCUUGUGAGCUGUGCAUACGAUACCACAAAGACUGCACCUUUGUCGAGUCGCCCGCGAAACGUCGCAGGCCCAACGAGAACAGCAACGAGAAUGGCCAAAAUGCUCUUCGCGGAAUGCGAGACUUCAAACAGGAUCGCAAUGGCAGUCUGGACAGCAGUGCAUCGUACAUGAGCGGUAUCGCAGGCAAUGGAGCGUUCGAAAUGCAGCAAGAGCUUUUCGACUGGGAGAACGGCAUUCCACCAUUUCAAAUGCCUGUCGGAGACAUAGGCUCGGCAGGUCUAGUGUUCGCUUUGGACCCAGCGUUCUAUGACGACCCCUCAAUGGCAGGAUUGAACAUGUUCGACCCAAUGUCCGCGCAGACGGCCAUGGCUUUUCCGCAAAUGAAGCCAGACAGCUCACUCGAGGCGGAGCCGUCUCCAUCAUCGGCAGCGUCCUCAAGGACACCGCAGAACCUGGCGUUACCGUUCGAUUUGACCAGCGGCGAGCCGUCCUUGGACCAGCAGAAGUCGUCGAAUUCAACCGUCCUCGGGCUGAGCGGUGAGACAGAUCCAUACCUCCUGUCUCGGUAUCGAUUUGACGAGCACAAUGAAGCAUCGUUCCAGUCAAUCAGGAUCCGGAAGAUGGAUGACGGAGCUGAAAACAGUAUUCCAACAUUCUUCAGUAUCCAGCACAAUGCCCUGGCCUCAAAAGCGCAACCGCAGGAGGGGCCGGACAUCCUCACUCGGUACCGGCGAGAACUCGACAGCAUGGUCAGCGAUGCUGUGGGCAGGCGUCUGAUCCGGCUGUUCUACCGAUAUGUACAGCCGUACUUCCCCGUCCUGAGCGAGAACGACAUUCGAGAGCCCAGCAACGUUCCAACAGCGCUCCUGGCCGCAAUCUACGGGCAUGCAUUGCCAUUCUGUGCCUGGGAUGAGAAGCUGUGUGUAGACGUGUUUGCGCCUCCGUCAGCUGACGCACUUUUCCGCAUCGCCUGGACUGCUUGUGUGCCGACCUUCCAUACUCCUUCCUUGGCGACCCUGCAGACACUGCUGCUUCUGGUCCAGCGACGGCCGACAAACAAGAAUGUGAGCGACACCCCAUUCAAAGGCGUCAUGAUCUCGGCUGCCGUCAGCGUAGCGCAGUCCUUGGGUCUGAACCGAGAUCCGUCAGAUUGGCCUCUGCCAGCUUGGGAGCUCAGGUUGCGGCGACGGCUUUCAUGGGCGAUGUUCAUCCAGGAUAAGUGGCUGGCCUUGAACUCUGGCCGGAUGGGCUACAUCCAGACCGAUGAUUGGGAUAUUGCGAUGCUCACAGAAGCGGACCUGGCCGAGCAGAACAAGCAGCCAAGAGAUGCACAGCCAGCUUCACCUGUUCCACCCCAGGACAUCGUUAAGCUGUGCGAGCUCACCACCAUUAUCAGUGACAUCUUGCACGACCUGUACAGCGUGAAAGCCACGAAAGCGCUGCAGAACAGCCUCGAAGCAACACUCGAGGUGGCGAAACCUCUCCGCAUACGGCUGACCGAGUGGCACCAUUCCCUUCCUCCCGGCCUUCUGACUUCGCCCUUAACGCACAGCUCUCCAGAUUCAGCUGCGCGCCGAAAGUCCUCUGUUUCCCACGAGCUAGACGGCAGCGGCUCCCUCCACCUCGCCUACAUCACGGCGAAGAUCUCACUUUUCCGCGCAAUGCUCCGUCCACAAUCGUCCAGCUCGAAUUCCAACGCCAUCUCGGCGCUUCGAACAGGCGCUCUUGCGGUGGCCAGAGAAAUCCACGACUUCCUCGAACACCUUAACGCGCGAGAAUUAGAAGCGUUUUGGGCUUCCUACUCGCGUACCAACUUCACAAUCGCGUCGAGCUUUAUGCUGCUUCUCUUCGUGACGAGCCCAGAUUCGGAAGACGCGAAGGAGUGUCUGGAGCUGCUGUGUGCGUGGAGGGCGCUGCUGAGGGUGAAGAGUCGAAGCUGUGAUUUGUUGAAUCUGGCGUUGUUGAAGGUCGAUGGCGUGUUUGUGGGCGGCAUGGAGAAUGUGGUCGAAUUGAGUCCUGCGGCGUUGGAGGUUUGGGAGGAGAGCGGGAAGGCUAGUGGAUAG
This is a messenger RNA of Saxophila tyrrhenica, 2262 nucleotides long. RefSeq lists its product as uncharacterized. Lineage: Eukaryota; Fungi; Ascomycota; Dothideomycetes; Mycosphaerellales; Extremaceae. Gene Ontology annotation, molecular function: DNA binding; DNA-binding transcription factor activity, RNA polymerase II-specific; zinc ion binding. The record is from RefSeq and is a predicted model, not a curated record. Gene Ontology annotation, cellular component: nucleus. The coding region runs from base 1 to 2262 and encodes 753 amino acids. Gene Ontology annotation, biological process: DNA-templated transcription. The transcript is spliced from 2 exons.